Cariama cristata (Red-legged seriema) is the source of this 1121-nucleotide messenger RNA. RefSeq names its product isocitrate dehydrogenase 3 (NAD+) beta (gene IDH3B). The transcript has 10 exons. The annotation marks the transcript as partial. Gene Ontology annotation, biological process: isocitrate metabolic process; tricarboxylic acid cycle. Gene Ontology annotation, cellular component: mitochondrion. Lineage: Eukaryota; Metazoa; Chordata; Aves; Cariamiformes; Cariamidae. Gene Ontology annotation, molecular function: magnesium ion binding; NAD binding; oxidoreductase activity, acting on the CH-OH group of donors, NAD or NADP as acceptor. The record is from RefSeq and is a predicted model, not a curated record.
UCAGAAAAUGUGAAGUCUGAGGGCACGUUCCAGGUCACCAUGCUGCCCGGAGAUGGGGUGGGCCCGGAGCUCAUGCACGCCGUCAAGGAGGUGUUCAAGGCUGCAAGCGUGCCGGUGGUCUUCGAUGAGCAUCACCUGAGUGAGGUGCAGAACAUGGCAUCGGAAGAAAAACUGGAUCAGGUGGUUGACUCUAUGAAGGAAAGCAAAGUCGCCCUUAUAGGCAAGAUCCACACCCCCAUGGAGUACAAGGGAGAGCUGGCUUCCUACGACAUGAGGCUCAGGCGCAAAUUAGACCUGUUUGCAAAUGUUGUCCAUGUGAAGAGCUUACCGGGCUAUAAAACACGCCACAACAAUUUGGACCUCGUGAUCAUCCGUGAGCAGACAGAGGGGGAGUACAGCUCGCUGGAACAUGAGAGCGCAAAGGGAGUCAUCGAGUGCCUGAAGAUCAUCACCCGGGCCAAGUCGCAGCGCAUCGCCAAGUUCGCCUUUGACUACGCCACCAAGAAAGGGCGCUCGAAGGUUACGGCUGUGCACAAAGCCAACAUUAUGAAAUUAGGUGAUGGGCUCUUCCUGCAGUGCUGUGAAGAAGUGGCAGAACUGUACCCCAAGAUCAAAUUUGACACCAUGAUCAUUGACAACUGCUGCAUGCAGCUGGUGCAGAACCCCUACCAGUUCGAUGUCCUGGUCAUGCCGAACCUGUACGGGAACAUCAUCGAUAACCUGGCGGCUGGCUUGGUGGGCGGCGCCGGCGUGGUUCCCGGGGAGAGCUACAGUGCCGAGUACGCCGUGUUCGAGAUGGGCGCCCGCCACCCCUUCGCCCAGGCCGUGGGCAGGAACAUCGCCAAUCCCACGGCCAUGCUGCUCUCGGCUGCCAACAUGCUGCGGCAUCUCAACUUGGAAUUCCACUCCAAUUUGAUUGCGGAUGCGGUGAAGAAGGUGAUCAAAGUCGGAAAAGUUCGGACACGGGACUUGGGCGGUUACUCCACCACUUCUGACUUCGUGAAGUCUGUGAUUGACAACCUGCACCCCCACUAUGGUGCCUAGGAACCCCGCUCGCCCCGGGGAGUCGGGGCCUUCACUGCACCCUGCAGCAGCUUCCCGUAGCUUACAGCCCCGCACCG